Messenger RNA from Mya arenaria, 502 nucleotides. RefSeq lists its product as uncharacterized. The transcript has 3 exons. The record is from RefSeq and is a predicted model, not a curated record. Bases 47 to 364 code for a protein of 105 amino acids. NCBI's taxonomy places the organism in Eukaryota, Metazoa, Mollusca, Bivalvia, Myida, Myidae.
GAAUAUAGCAGACAAAACCACAUACAUUAUAUAAACGACUUGAAGAAUGAAAGGUUUCGCACAUCUGCUGUUUAUAGCGCUAUUUUUUGGCGAGAGUUACGGGCGGAGCGUGGAUGAAAGGCUGGUGGUCCAUCCCAGGCCGGUCCAAUACUGCGCACCCGGGAACCAUUCCGUCGGAUGUCUUCAAUGUCCCUCAAACGCUCCUUGGGCAGACUGCGACAUUGAUCCGUGUAUACGGGAAGCAGAGUUUGGCUGUCCGCUGCAUAAACAUGAUGACCCCUACUGCAUCUCGAACCAGUGUGACGGUUGUACGGACGAGUGGUAUCUGCCAAGCGGGCAGCGGGUCUGGUGCUGGGGACCCUAGAUUGUUGGAGAUCGGAAGUGGGGUAGUAAUUCUUUGGAAGAACUUUUCUGACUCGCUUAUAACCUUAAUAAAGAUAUUUUAAGAGUUUCAUUCAAUUAGUUCGCCAUCUGUAAUGGUUACUGAACCUUCUUCUCGAGC